AUGACUCCAAACCUAUUUGGAAGGUAUUCAAUGGAACCUGCUUCUCUGUUACUGAUCGAUCGACAUCCGUCCGUCCGUUUGGAUAAAACUCAAAUAGAAAUGGAAGACGUGAAACCUCACAUGAGCUUCUCGAGUGAUGAAUCGCGUAGAGUCAUGCAGAUUUAUGGAGCUUUUUCAGAAAGAGACGGCUCUAACCCGGUGCCAAUUCCACUUCCAGCCUUACUGAAUGUUUGUGAACAAAUGGAGCGCAUGCGUAUGUCAUGGAAAGCGGCAGAGGAGAAAGCAGCUUAUUUUGAAGAGCAAUACAAAAAAUUAUCAUCUGAGCAUGAAAAUGUCACCAGAGAGUUACGUCAGUGUAAAGCCGCGCUUAAUGACGCUCGUGUACAAAUGAGGGCUCAAAUAGCUGAAAUUAAUGCACGUCGAGCAGAUAUUGAAGAAAUGGAUCAGAGGCUCAAACUAGUCAGCGAAUGUUUGAAGUCGGAUCUUGAUAAGCUUCCCGCGGAGAAGAGUCGACAACUUGCGUUUUUAAACAAUCCAGAAUUAGUGCGAACAAAUUCUAAGCGAGUAAUUCGAGAACAUUAUAUGGAGGAUGGUGAUACAGAAGAAACGGGUAUGGAUUAUGAUGUCAGCGGUGAUACGUUAGAUACGCUAGAUGAACUCGAAGAACAAGAAUGGCGCUCACGCAACCAUUCUGUGGGUCUUCGUGGACGCCGGUCAGUCUCUGCUCAUGCCCAUCCUUCAAGUGCACCCAAAAGAAGUCGUAGUCGUUACGAAGGUGGUGCAUCUGCACCUGCCAAUGAGAAUGAGGAAACUCGUGAUUCACCGCUUCCGCCGAAACGAUCUCGAGAAACUACGGAAGAGAUCACAACUACUACAACCGUGACCAUUGAUCCAAGCCGUAAGAAGCCAUCUCAGGCGAAAGUGACCAUUAGAAGAAGCAUGAAUAGGAGCAUGUCAGCGAACGACAUCCUUAAUCAGGAAAAGGUCACUCCUGGUGGUCCAAGAACGCCGUUUGUACCUCGAACGACCAGCACACUGGAGCUCCGCACCCCUCGAAAUGUAGGAUCGUGGACCAAUGGAAAACCGAUUGAAACUCGUCCCCAUCGAUUCCAGCCGCUUUCUACAUAUUUUAAGAUAACCUCUUGUGAUGUCUGCCAUGGCGGGAUCAACUUUGCUGCAAAGCCUGCUUACAAAUGCUCUGAUUGUCUUCAGCUUGCCCAUGUUUCCUGUUCAUCGCGGCUUUUGCUACCAUGUGUGCCUCGCUCAAUGAUAUUCCCGCGCACACCAAGCAAAAGGAAUGUGCAGAUCUAUCAGCUACAGGAAUUCUGUCCUUCAACACCACCUAUGAUUGCGUAUCCUAUCAUUCACUGCAUCGUGGAUCUAGAAAACCGCGGUUUGAGUCGAGAGGGUAUCUAUCGAGUCCCUGGAAGAAAGGAUCAUGUGCAAAGUGUCUUGAAUGAGCUACGAACAUCACGUGGUAUCCCUAAGUUACAUAUCCAAGAAACUGAAGUUGUAGCCGAUGUCGUCAAAGCCUUUCUUAGAGAUCUUCGGGAUCCACUCAUACCUAAGUCAUCUCGAGAGGAGUUUGUCCGCGCUGCUCAAACAGACAACAUCUUAGCGUUGAACGUAGCAAUUUGUGAUCUGCCGCAACCGAACAGAGACACACUUUCUUACUUGAUGCUUCACUUGCAAAAGAUCGAGGCGCUGAAAGAAUUGAACAAAAUGACCUUCGAGAACAUUGCACGUUGUAUGGCUGUGGCAAUCAUGGGACAACCAGCUCGAGAACGCGAUAUUCAAUUGGCUGCUGACCUUGCUAGGGAGAAGGAACGUUCUGUACUGCAAAUGUUGAAAAUGUCGGAGGAUUAUUGGCGCCAGUUUUUGGAACCAGGUGAUGCCCGGCCUGAAGCCAGUGGAAAAGGACGAACGCCAGCAGCUCCAACUACACCAUUUGCGCCGUCUUGCGUAGAUAGAAGUAUGCUAGGCCCUGUUACGGUAUCGCCAGCCGCGCCGAAUCUUCUGAGACCAAUUCCGAGACGUCCACAGAAGUUCUUUGAUAGCCCUAUGUAAUUCUUCUAAGUGACCGCCGCAGAAUUCUGUGUUCAAAAAGAAAUCUAUCAAAAAUUCGAAUUCACUACUCAUUAGCGUUUGCAAUUUAGAGAGUUGUUUGUCUAGAUUUUUUAGAGUUAAAAGAAAGAAGUCUCACGUUCCACUAAAAUCACGCCUACUCAAAUUUGAAGCUUGCGUCACUUUUUGCUGCUGUUAAUCUUCCUAAUACUAAUGCGACAUUGGAUCUAAGUGUUGUUCGUUAGUUAUCAUAAGCACGUUCCCAGCUCAUCGCGACCGUUAGCUCAAUCUGAUGUGGCAGAUCUGCUUUACAAUUUCUCCUCAAUCACUACUAUGAUCUUGAACAUGACAUCUCCAGUAACAGCACUUUAUACAAUUUUCUACACAUAUAUUCAUUGUUUAUAUUGGUAUCAUCUGGUGCAUUCUGUAUUUGUGACCGAUAAUCACUAAUAACUGAUGAUAAUACCUGUAAAUAUAUGGAGUUACAUAAUAAAGUCUCAGUUUUAUA
Molecule: messenger RNA, 2572 nt
Organism: Cylicocyclus nassatus
Lineage: Eukaryota; Metazoa; Nematoda; Chromadorea; Rhabditida; Strongylidae
Source: the annotation of a GenBank genome assembly